GUGGCCUGAAAACAUUCCGAGAGCUUCUUCACACUCGCCCAGGAGACACCGAACAGCGUUAUUAUCCAACAUGUUUCGUUGUGGGAUCGAGUAUCCGAGGUGCAGGUGGAUCCUGCCUCUGCUUCUGCUGUUUGCGAUUAUUUUCGAUAUUAUCGCCAUCGCAGCGCAGUCUGGAUGGGUGGAGGACGAGGGCGCAAAGACGCACUACGCCAGCAUGUGGACACAGUGCCGAGGCCGCAACGAUCAGUGGGACUAUAAAUCUCUCAUGGAGCAUCCAUGGGCCCAGGCAGUCGCCGCUCUGAUGAUCAUAGGCCUCAUCAUCCUCAUCAUCGCCUUCAUCGCCUCAUUUGUGGCUCUCUGCUGUAGCCUCAACAUCACUCUGCUGCCUUUAAUCGGAGGCCUCCUUAUUUUGGCUGUAAUCGUCCAGAUAAUCGCUCUGAUCAUCUACCCUGUCAAGUUCAACGAGCUGAUCUAUGAAGGUUAUUACGACUACACCUGGGCAUACGGCUUCGGCUGGGGGGCCACCAUCCUGAUGCUGGGCUGCGGGAUCCUCUUCUGCUGUCUUCCUCGCUACGAAUAUGAGCUUUCUGGCAUGGCCAAGCCCAAAUACAUCUACACCUCUGCCUGAAACCCCCAAAAACUCCACCUCUCAUAAAGGACAAUGUUUAGCCACCCAAGCCUAAAUGUCAAUGCUCACCGAUCUCCAAAAGCAUCGUCAUCUUCCUAAAUGAAACAUAGGACCAUACUGACUUUGAUGAGGGCUGUCAGUGCAGCCAAACUGGGCGAUGCCCUUUUGGGGCUAAUGCUAUUAACGUUCAUUUUAAUUCAUUUUAAAAUUUUUAUUAAUCAUUCACAAACUGGCUGGCUUUGAUGUGUGUGUGUGUGUGUGUGUGUGUGUGUGUUUAUGUCACUCAGCACAGAUUGAACUCCACAAAGCAUUAUUCAAAAU
Sinocyclocheilus anshuiensis is the source of this 949-nucleotide messenger RNA. RefSeq names its product p53 apoptosis effector related to PMP-22-like. Lineage: Eukaryota; Metazoa; Chordata; Actinopteri; Cypriniformes; Cyprinidae. Bases 71 to 628 code for a protein of 185 amino acids. The transcript is spliced from 3 exons. Gene Ontology annotation, biological process: cell-cell adhesion. The record is from RefSeq and is a predicted model, not a curated record. Gene Ontology annotation, cellular component: membrane; cell-cell junction.